Podarcis muralis (Common wall lizard) is the source of this 735-nucleotide messenger RNA. It is a transcript of the gene FABP7, whose product is annotated as fatty acid binding protein 7. Lineage: Eukaryota; Metazoa; Chordata; Lepidosauria; Squamata; Lacertidae. The record is from RefSeq and is a predicted model, not a curated record. Gene Ontology annotation, molecular function: lipid binding.
GUUAUUUUCGAGUUUGCAUGCCUCUUCUCUCAGUAAAGAAGGGGCUGAGCUGGAGUGAAGGUGCAAGAUUCUAACACAGGAAUAGUAACACCUGCUCUCGCACCAGCAGUUGUCUAUCCCUCUCAUUCAACAGCUAAAAUGGUCGAGGCAUUCUGUGCUACCUGGAAGCUGAUUGACAGCCAGAACUUUGAUGAGUACAUGAAGGCACUGGGAGUUGGCUUUGCUACUCGCCAAGUUGGGAAUGUGACCAAACCAACUGUGAUCAUCUGCCAGGAAGGAGGCAAGGUGGUGAUCAAAACCCAGAGUACCUUCAAGAACACAGAAAUCAGCUUCAACCUGGGAGAAGAAUUUGAUGAAACUACCGCAGAUGACAGGAACUGCAAAUCAGUGGUGACCAUGGAUGGUGAUAAGUUAGUUCAUGUACAGAAAUGGGAUGGCAAAGAGACAAACUUCGUUAGAGAAAUCAAAGAUGGUAAAAUGGUCAUGACCCUCACCUUUGGUGAUAUUGUUGCUGUUCGUCAGUAUGAAAAAGCAUAGAAAUGUCAAUCUCUUGUUGGAGUUUGUAUGAAGAACUGUCUUCAGACUAUCAUCUCUGAAAUGAGCAAUGCUGACAUGGAAGGAAAGCCAAGUGCUAGUUUGUUUUUUACCUGUAUAUCAUCAAAUUGGCAAACUCUUGCUCUGUAAAUUGGCAGCAGUAAAACUUUGCAAUAAAUUUCUGAAAUUCUUGCUUGUCUA